Aspergillus puulaauensis is the source of this 930-nucleotide messenger RNA. RefSeq lists its product as uncharacterized. Lineage: Eukaryota; Fungi; Ascomycota; Eurotiomycetes; Eurotiales; Aspergillaceae. The transcript is spliced from 3 exons. Bases 1 to 930 code for a protein of 309 amino acids. The record is from RefSeq and is a predicted model, not a curated record.
AUGGGCUCUUCCGAGUCUCAACAGUCCGAUGUCCUAGCCCAGCUGGCAUCGAAGACUGUCAUAGUGACCGGAGGCGCAGGCGGAAUCGGUGCAGCCACAGCCAAAGUUUUCAACACCAAUGGCGCCAACGUGGUGAUUGCCGAUAUUCCCAGCUCGCAGGAGACUGCCCAGAAGCUGAUUGCGAGCUUCCCGUAUCCUGAGAAAGCCGUUUUUACGCCCGUUGACAUCCUCAACUGGGAGCAGAUGCUGGAUCUGUUCCGCGGGACCAUAGACCGGUUCGGGUCCAUCGACACUGUCGUCGCAAAUGCAGGCAUCAUGGAGAAGACAGAGACGCUGGAUAUCGAAAGCACAGACGACCAGGGGAAUCUGCUCGAGUCCACCGGUGCAUUCAACGUUAUCGACGUAAAUGUGAAGGGUACAUUAAACACACUACGACUCGCUAUGCAUUACAUGAAAUCAUCUACCAACAAUAGCGCUGGGCGCAAAUCAAUUGUUCUCGUCGCUUCGACGUCCGGCUACUUUGGCGGCACUGGGGUGUCCGCAUACGUAUCCUCAAAGCACGCCAUCAUCGGCCUGCUGCGAAGCUCGCAUGUCACAGCAAAACAACAUGGAAUCACAGUCACGGGCAUAGCGCCCUUCUUCACAUACACAAAUAUCACGGCCAAAGCGGGGACGCAGUGGCAGGCAGAUGGUCUGAAACCGAACACAACGGCCGACGUCGGGCUGGCCAUUGCGCAGAACUCGGUCGAGGGCGCUAGCGGUAGCUGUACGCUGGUCGCUGGUCCGCACCGCAAGGAAAUGGAGGGCAGUCGAAGCGAGAUCAUGCCACAGUGGCUAGGUCAGGGUAUCUUUGAUUUCUUCCAGAAUGCGUUCAAGAUAAUUUCCAGUAGUGGAGGAUAUAAUCUUCCUAGUAAUAACUCAAGGGCGUAA